UCUUCUUCUUCUUCUUCCCUUUCAGUUACGCUUUUUUGUUGGGUUCAUUGAAUUCGAGAGAGAGCGAUUAGGGGGCGGAGGAAUGGUGGCUAACGGAUCAUCAUCAUCAUCAUCAUCACCAGCGCUCACUCCGCCUUCUACGUAGCACUUCUACCACUUUUCUCUUUAAUUACGCCCCCAACAUUUCAUCCUGUUUUCCCUUUUCUUCAUCUCCGCCGUAACCGUUUCACCAUUUUCAGCAUUUUCAGCAUUUUCAGCAUUUUCCUUCGUAUUACACACUCAGUUUCACUCCAUGCUGUUCUAAUACUAUUAUAUUCAUUCUUUUCCCCCACCACACAACCAUUAACCAUACCCCCCAUGGAGUUCGGGACUGGAGGCGGCGGCGGCUCCGGUUGGGAUAACGAUUCCUCCUCCGACCCACAACGCCGGAAGAAAUGCUACCAUCGUCACACUGCCAAUCAGAUUCAGAGGCUCGAGGCAAUGUUCAAAGAAUGCCCACACCCAGAUGAGAAACAGAGAUUACAGUUAAGCAGAGAGCUGGGAUUGGCUCCUCGCCAAAUCAAAUUUUGGUUCCAGAAUCGGAGGACCCAGAUGAAGGCUCAACAUGAAAGGGCAGACAAUAGUGCACUUCGGGCAGAGAACGACAAGAUUCGAUGCGAGAACAUAGCCAUCAGAGAGGCCCUCAAGAAUGUCAUCUGCCCCUCCUGCGGUGGCCCUCCUCUUCAGGACCCUUACUUCGACGAACACAAACUACGAAUCGAAAACGCCCAUUUGAAGGAAGAGCUUGAUAGAGUAUCUAGCAUUGCGGCCAAGUUCAUCGGGAGGCCAAUCUCUCAGCUUCCACCCAUUCACCCACCUCAUUUUUCCUCAUUAGAGCUAUCCAUGGCUAGUUUUCCCUCCCAAGAAAUUGGCUGCCCUUCUCUUGAUCUUGAUUUACUUCCUGCAAGUUCUACAAGUGUUCCCACUUUGCCAUACCACCACCCAAUUCACCUCUCCGCCGUGGAUAAGUCCCUCAUGACUGAAAUUGCCACAAAUGCCAUGGCAGAGUUGCUCAGGCUUUCCCAAACUAAUGAGCCAUUCUGGAUCAAAUCAACAAAUGAUGGACGCGACGUUCUCGACCUCGAAACCUAUGAACAGGCUUUUCCAAGACCCAACUCUCCCUUCAAGAAUCCCCAUUUUCGCACCGAAGCAACUAGAGAUUCAGGCGUCGUGAUCAUGAAUAGUGAAGCAUUGGUUGAUAUGUUUAUGGACUCGAACAAAUGGACAGAAUUAUUUCCCACAAUUGUGUCGAUUGCAAGAACAAUCGAAGUUAUAUCGUCUGGAUUGUUGGGAACUCAGAAUGGCUCGUUGCAACUGAUGUACCAAGAACUGCAGCUACUCUCCCCAUUGGUUUCGACUCGUCAUUUUUACAUCCUCAGAUUUUGUCAACAAAUCGAGCACGGCACGUGGGCCGUGGUUGAUGUUUCCUACAACAUCCCCAGAGAAAAUCAAAUAGUUUCUCAUUCUCAAUGUCACCGCCUUCCCUCUGGCUGCUUGAUCCAGGACAUGCCUAACGGUUACUCCAAGGUUACUUGGAUUGAGCAUGUGGAGGUGGAAGAUAGAGGCUCCUCUCAUUGNGGGUGA
Messenger RNA from Cucurbita pepo subsp. pepo (vegetable marrow), 1623 nucleotides. Lineage: Eukaryota; Viridiplantae; Streptophyta; Magnoliopsida; Cucurbitales; Cucurbitaceae. The record is from RefSeq and is a predicted model, not a curated record.